AUGACUCCUCCAGCGUUCGUUGACCUCGGCAAGGCUGCCAAGGAUCUUUUCACAAAAGAAUACAAUCACGGCUUUUUGAAAGUGGAAUCAACGACUCAUGCCGACCAAAAUGGAGCGAUCGAAUUCAAGACUGGUGGUGUGCACACGAUUGCAUCGGGACGAGUGGCCGGAAACGUUGACGUCAAAUACAAAUUACCAUCUUAUGGUUUCACUUUAACCGAGAAAUGGAAUACGGAGAAUAUGUUGGGCACAGUGAUCGAGGUGAAAGACCAGUUUGCAAAGGGUCUUAAAGUGACAUUUGAUUCGUGUUUUGCUCCUCAACUUGGAAAACGUACAAGUAAAGUGAAGGGUGAAUGGUCUGGCGAUCGAGUGAAGGUGAACUGCGAUUUGGGCUUGGAUGCCGGUGUCCUCCUGAAUAUGUCUGGAGUGACGGAAUUUCGCACUUGGUUGAUUGGAGUACAAACAUGUUUUGAUACGACAACGAGUAAACUUCGUAAUACAAAUGUUGCGUUCGGUAAGAUUGGACCCGACUACGUGAUUCAUUCGUUUGUGAACAAUGGACAGGAGUUCGGUGCUUCACUGUAUCAUCGAGCUGCGCCCGCCAAGGUGGAUAAUCAAGCCAAGGUCGCGUUCGCAUCUACACACCACCUUUCCGACAAGUUGAAACUCAUACUCUCGACUCAGUUUGCGAUGGAUCGGCUCAAUGAGGGAGGUCACAAAUUUGGUUUCGGUCUCGUUUACACGCAAUAG
This is a messenger RNA of Anisakis simplex (herring worm), 750 nucleotides long. NCBI's taxonomy places the organism in Eukaryota, Metazoa, Nematoda, Chromadorea, Rhabditida, Anisakidae. The record is from the annotation of a GenBank genome assembly.